Messenger RNA from Thermothielavioides terrestris NRRL 8126, 840 nucleotides. RefSeq lists its product as uncharacterized. The transcript has 4 exons. The record is from RefSeq and is a predicted model, not a curated record. Gene Ontology annotation, biological process: protein processing. Gene Ontology annotation, molecular function: protein binding. The annotation marks the transcript as partial. Gene Ontology annotation, cellular component: Dsc E3 ubiquitin ligase complex; endoplasmic reticulum. Lineage: Eukaryota; Fungi; Ascomycota; Sordariomycetes; Sordariales; Chaetomiaceae.
CCCCUCCACGUCACCAUCCGCUUCAGCACCGCGCUCCCCGACCUGCACCUCGACAUCCCCUCGCCGCACCAGACCACCGUCGUCGCGCUGAAACACCUCAUCCGGGGCCCGGCGCAGGCCUCGCUCGCCCGUCUGCGCUUCAUCCACAACGGCCGCAUCCUGCCCGACGGCUCCGUGCUCAGCGCCGUCCUGAGGGCUCCUCCACCACCGCCGAUUUCCCACCACGCCGACCCCAAGGGCAAGGCCCCCGUCGGCGUGCACCCGCACCGCCAGCAGCGCGUCUUCAUCAACUGCAGCAUCGGCGACGCCCUCCCGGCCGCCGACCUCGCCGCCGAAGCCGCCGCGGCCGCGGCCCCUCCCCCACAACCACCCUCGCUCACCUCCGUCGCCCCAUCCCGGGAACCGAGCACGACGACGACAACGACGACAACGACCACCGCCCCGCCACCGCUCGGCUUCGACCGCCUCCUGCAGGCCGGCCUGACCCCGGCCGAGGUGGCCACGCUGCGCUCGCACUUCCGCGCCAUCCACACGGCGCGCUUCACGCCCGACACCAUGCCCUCGCCCGACGCGCUGCGCGCGAUGGAGGACGCGUGGCUGGACAACGACUCUUCUGCCGCUCCUCCUCCUUCCCAUCAUGUAGGUGGUGACGCGUUCGGGCUGAGCGCGGUGGCCGGCCCCCUCAUCCGCGGCAUGUUCAUCGGGUUCGUGUUCCCGCUCGGCGUGGUCGGCUGGCUUGGCAAGGAGGACGGCCUGUGGUCGCGGCGGAUGCAGGUCUUUGUCGCGUUCGGCGUGCUGCUGAGUCUCUCGGUCGGGGUGGUGCGCGCGCUGACGGGGGAG